This is a messenger RNA of Setaria italica (foxtail millet), 390 nucleotides long. Its product is annotated as glycine-rich cell wall structural protein 1.0-like. Lineage: Eukaryota; Viridiplantae; Streptophyta; Magnoliopsida; Poales; Poaceae. The transcript has a single exon. Bases 1 to 390 code for a protein of 129 amino acids. The record is from RefSeq and is a predicted model, not a curated record.
AUGGGAGCGACGGUGGGGACGGAGGCAGCGGGGGCGGACGACGUCGAGGUCGGGGUGGCGUCGGGCGAGGCAGAGUUGGGGGUGGUGAUGGAGGUGACGGAGGUGGCGGACUGGGGUGGCUACGGCGGUCGCGGACAGAAGCGUGGUGACGGUAGCGUCAGGGGAGGUGUCGGGCGAGGCGGCAUCGAAUCGGGUGAGGGUGCGGUGAUGAGGGGGCUGGCGAUGUGGACGAGUGGGCGGCGGUGGGGGGGAGGGGGCGGCGUGGGGGACGAGGGGGUAGCGCGGCUGACGGCGGCGUGGGGCGAUGAGGGUGUGAAAGAAGAUGGAGGCAGCGGCAUAAUGCGUAAAUUGGCUAAGAGUUCAGGGAGGGCGCUACUGCGCAGCCUUUAA